GGAGGCGGGGCCGGGAGGCGGAGGCGGGGCCGGGACGCGGAGGCGGGGCCGGGACGCGGAGGCGGGGCGAGUCCGGAGGACUCCUCAGGCUGCGGGUAACAUGGCGUUCUGGGGUUGGCGCGCCGGGGCAGCCGUCCGGGUGUGGGGCCGGGUAGCUGAACGGGCCGAGGCCGGGGGAGGCGUGGGGCCGUUCCAGGCCUGGAGCUGUCGGCUGGUGCUUGGCGGCAGGGACGAUGUCAGUGCGGGACCGAGAGGCAGCCGCGGGGUCCGCGGUGAGCCCUUGGACUCGGCGCGCCCCUUGCAGAGGCCUCCCAGACCCGCGGUGCCCAGGGCAUUCCGGAGGCAGCCGAGGGCAGCAGCUCCCGGUUUCUUCUUUUCGAGUAUUAAAGGUGGAAGAAGGCCUAUAUCUUUUUCUGUGGGUGCUUCAAGUGUUGUUGGAAGUGGAGGCGACAGUGACAAGGGGAAGCUUUCCCUGCAGGAUGUAGCUGAGCUGAUUCGGGCCAGAGCCUGCCAGAGGGUGGUGGCCAUGGUGGGAGCCGGCAUCAGCACACCCAGUGGCAUUCCAGACUUCAGAUCUCCGGGGAGUGGCCUGUACAGCAACCUCCAGCAGUACGAUCUCCCGUACCCCGAGGCCAUUUUCGAACUCCCAUUCUUCUUUCACAACCCCAAGCCCUUUUUCACUUUGGCCAAGGAGCUGUACCCUGGAAACUAUAAGCCCAACAUCACUCACUACUUCCUCCGGCUGCUUCAUGACAAGGGGCUGCUUCUGCGGCUCUACACGCAGAACAUCGAUGGGCUUGAGCGAGUGUCGGGCAUCCCUGCCUCAAAGCUGGUUGAAGCUCAUGGAACCUUUGCCUCUGCCACCUGCACAGUCUGCCGAAGACCCUUCCCAGGGGAGGACUUUCGGGCUGACGUGAUGGCAGACAGGGUUCCCCGCUGCCCGGUCUGCACCGGUGUUGUGAAGCCCGACAUUGUGUUCUUUGGGGAGCCGCUGCCCCAGAGGUUCCUGCUGCACGUGGUUGAUUUCCCCAUGGCAGAUCUGCUGCUCAUCCUCGGGACCUCCUUGGAGGUGGAGCCUUUUGCCAGCUUGACCGAGGCCGUGCGGAGCUCUGUUCCCCGACUGCUCAUCAACCGGGACUUGGUGGGACCCUUGGCGUGGCGUCCUCGCGGCAGGGACGUGGCCCAGCUGGGGGACGUGGUUCACAGCGUGGAAAGGCUAGUGGAGCUUCUGGGCUGGACAGAAGAGAUGCGGGACCUCGUCCGGCGGGAAACUGGGAAGCUUAAUGGACCAGACAAAUAGGAUGAUGGCUGCCCCCACACAAUAAAUGGUGACAUAGGAGACAUCCACAUCCCAAUUCUGACAAGACCUCAUGGCUAAUUUUGGUGAAACCAGAAUAUGUGAACUGAGUGGACACCGGAGGCUGCCACUGGAAUGUCUUCUCAGGCCGUGAGCUGUGCUGCGCUGACUGGUAGGGCUGUGUUUACGUUCAGGGCCACCCCGUCACAUAUACAAAGGAGCUGCCUGCCUGCCUGUUUGCUGUGUUGAACUCUUCACUCUGCUGAAGCUCUUAGUGGAAAAAGCUUUCUUCUGUGACCCUCUUGAACUGAACAGACCGACUGGAAUCCCAGACCGAGUUUGCUUUCUGUGCCCAGGUGAAGGGCAAGCUCAGCAUCUGUUGGUUAGAAGAUCCAGACUUGGGCCGAGCAGCCCCCAGCCCUCUUCAUGUCCCAAAGUGUAGUCCUGAGGCCCUGGUGCUGCACUUCUAGCAUGUUGGUCUCCUUUAGUAGGGCUAUUUUUAAUGAGAGAAAAUCUGUUCUUUAUUUCCAGCAUGAAAUACAUUUCAUCUCCUCAAAGGGA
Molecule: messenger RNA, 1858 nt
Organism: Cercocebus atys (sooty mangabey)
Lineage: Eukaryota; Metazoa; Chordata; Mammalia; Primates; Cercopithecidae
Gene: SIRT3
Product: sirtuin 3
Exons: 7
Coding region: 101-1300 (399 amino acids)
Molecular function (GO): NAD+ binding
Source: RefSeq, a predicted model, not a curated record